This is a messenger RNA of Saccostrea echinata, 897 nucleotides long. RefSeq names its product endothelial differentiation-related factor 1 homolog. The transcript is spliced from 5 exons. Gene Ontology annotation, cellular component: nucleus. The record is from RefSeq and is a predicted model, not a curated record. Gene Ontology annotation, molecular function: DNA binding. Lineage: Eukaryota; Metazoa; Mollusca; Bivalvia; Ostreida; Ostreidae. Bases 96 to 536 code for a protein of 146 amino acids.
ACUAAAGUAAGGACACGCCAUUGCAUGUAACUGUGCAACAAACUUAAUAUAAAAACGCUUUAGUUUUUUGUAAUUUUAGUAUAUAUUUGGUAAAAAUGGCAACGGCAGAGUGGGAUGAAGUCACUUAUAUUAGGAAAAAGCAACCCAAAGCCAGUCAAUUGCGUUCUCAGCAGGCUAUUAAUUCAGCCCAAAGACAAGGAUUGACUGUGGAAACUUCAAAGAAAUAUGAUGGUGGUCAUAACAGACAAGUUAAGGGAGACAAGAACACUGCCAAGUUAGACCGUGAAACAGAAGAGCUCCAUCAUGAUACAGUCUCCAUGGAUGUGUCCAAACUGAUCCAGCAAGGACGCAGUGAGAAGAAGCUCACUCAGAAAGAUCUGGCUACAAAAAUAAAUGAAAAGGUCCACAUCAUCACUGAAUAUGAAAAUGGAAAGGCAAUCCCUAACCAACAAGUACUAGCCAAAAUGGAGAGAGUUCUUGGGAUGAAAUUACGUGGCAAAGACAAGGGCCAACCGCUUGGGGGCCCCAAAAAGUGAUGAAUCCCUUUCUGGGGCCCACACUUGAACAUGGAUGUGGUAAUCUUGUAAUAUAAACUGUCAGCGCAGAUAGAGUCAUUAUACUUGUAAGCUUCUUAACUGUACCUGUAAAGAAAAAUGACAGAUCCAUGCAAAUUGCCACUCUGCUUCUUUAUAUUAAGCAAGGUUGAUGGUUUUGUAUUUUACUGUUCGAGUUUAAACUGUUUUACAAGUUAUUUUGAUAAAAACUUAGGUUGAUGGGUUCUUAUCAAUAUUGUUCACCACAUCCAAUGUCUGUUUUGUACCAUUUAUUUUUCAAUUUUACAAUCAGACUUUAUUGAACAUCUGUAUUAUGGAUGUAAUAAACAUCUUUCUACACUUA